CCUCCAAAAGGAAAGUGAGGUUGGGUUUCGCUUAAGUUGGGUUAGCUGAAGUUGUGAUGAAAUAGAAAGUUCGUUGAGGAAGUACCACUUUUGCAUAUUUUAGAUUUUAGAGUAUAUUUUUUCAUCAUUGUCACAAUGGAAGAUAAGCGAUUUGCCCAUGUUGCAACGAAUCCAAAAUUUCGUCCAAUACCAAAGAACCAAAGGAAAGUCAAAAUAGACAAGAGGUUUCAGUCUAUGUUCAAAGAUAAACGAUUCAGAGUUGAGUAUAAAACAGACAAAAGAGGAAGACCAGUUAAUCAUACGUCAAGUGAGGACUUACGAAGAUACUAUGAACUGAGUAGUGAAGAUGAUUCCUCCGAAUCGGAAUCAGAAAACGAAGUAAAAGUGGAAGAAGGAAAAUUUGUAAAAGCUCCUAAAGAUAAUGAGACCACUAAUGAUCUGGAUGAAAAAUCCGAUAAAGAUAAAAUUUUGGAUGAGAAAGCGAAAAAAAGACUUCGUAACUUAAAAAUUGACUAUGCCAGAGGCGAAUCGGCAUUAUUUUCUGAAAGUUCUUCGGAUGAUGAGGAAAGCGACGAGGAAUUACUGGAAACAGAAGAAUUGGAUCACAAGUGGGGAGAAUUGGACAAUGAUGCUGAGCAGACAGAAAAACCCACCUAUAGGUUAGCAGCCUGUAAUAUGGACUGGGACAGAAUAAGGGCAGUAGAUUUAAUGGUUCUUUUCAACUCAUUCUUAACUCCUGGUUCUGUCAUAAAAUCUGUAAUAAUCUACCCCUCCGAAUUUGGUAAAGCCCGCAUGAAAGAAGAAGAAGUGAAAGGCCCCAUAGAAUUGGUCGAAAAAAAAGCAGAAGAAAAUGAAGACGAAAACGAAGAGGGUUCCAACUAUCACAUGGAAAAACUGCGGCAGUACCAACUCAAUCGGCUCAAAUAUUACUAUGCUGUCAUAACGUUUGAUAGUGCCAGUACUGCAAACAAAAUAUACACUGAAUGCGAUGGAAUGGAAUAUGAGUCAAGUGCUGUGAAGCUCGACUUGAGGUUCAUCCCUGAUGACAUGGAGUUUGACAAUGAACCUAAAGAAGUUUGUGAUAAGCUGCCAGAAGUGAAUAAGUACCAGCCUAGGUUUUUCACAACAACGGCUCUUCAACAAGCAAAAGUUGAUUUAACAUGGGACGAAACAAAUCCAGAUAGAUUGGAAAUUUCACAAAAACUCAGUUCUGGUAAACUAGAAGAAAUAUCAGAAGCAGAUUUGCAAAACUAUUUGGCUAGUAGCAGUGAUGAAGAAGAAUGCAAGGAAGAGAAGGAUGAAAGUGAUAAAGAUUCUGAAGAUAACCAGGGGGAGAAUGUUAUUGAUAAAUAUAAGGCUUUGUUGAUGGAUAUAGAAGAUAAGGAGAAGGCUAAAAAGAAUAAAGAUGUUGAAAUGGAAAUUUCUUGGGGAAUCGAUCUGAAGGAGAAGACUGAGGAGUUGGUAAAAAAGAAACAAAAUAAUUCAGAAGAUAAAACACCUUUCGAGAAGUAUCUAGAUAAAAGAAAAGAAAAGCGGAAAGAAAAACGUUCCAAAAAAAAGACAGAAAUGAUCCCUCCUGGCAGGUAUAUGCAUACAUUCUGUCUUCCCUCAUUAUACUCCAGACACAUUUCCUCCUUCCAUACCUUCACAGUCGGGUGAGUGAUGAAUGAAGACGAGGGCAAAAAGCACUUUAGUCUUAAAAAAAUACAAGACGCAGAAAAUGAAUCUAAAAGUAAAAAGAAGCGAAAGAAUAAAUCAAAGAAAGAUGCUGGUGAAAGUAAAGUGGAGGACGAUUUCCAGGUCAAUGUUGCUGAUGAAAGAUUUUCAGCAUUAUUCAAUAGUCACCACUUCAAUAUAGAUCCAACUGAUCCACAUUACAAAAAAACCAAAGGUAUGGAAACAUUGAUAUCAGAAAAAUUGAAGAGGAGGGCUGAGAGCAAUGGCGAACCUGUUGUAAAGAAAGUUAAAGGAAAUCGAUGUGGUAAAAAGGACGCUGAACUGAGCUUGCUCGUUAAAUCAGUGAAGAGGAAAACUAAUGACUAUAUGAACAAAUGAUAUAUUUAUAUAAGUGAUAUAUAUUUAUUAAACAAACUGAUGCAAGAUUAUUUUGAUAGAAGUUGUUUUGAAUGAAUUUUCAAUUCAUUUUAUAUUUCUAUUUAUAACAGCCCUCUAAAUUAGAAUAGUAAUUGAGCUGUAUCAUUUGAUAAUUAUGUUUGAAUAAAUGAGAAAACGAA
Molecule: messenger RNA, 2234 nt
Organism: Leptinotarsa decemlineata (Colorado potato beetle)
Lineage: Eukaryota; Metazoa; Arthropoda; Insecta; Coleoptera; Chrysomelidae
Product: ESF1 homolog
Biological process (GO): rRNA processing
Cellular component (GO): nucleus
Molecular function (GO): RNA binding
Source: RefSeq, a predicted model, not a curated record